AAUAGGGUGUGUGGCUUCGGUUGGGAGUUGAGGAUGGCUCGAGUUGCAGGUGAAGCAACAAUGACGUCUCUCCUACUCCUCCUCCUCUUGCUACCGACGGCAGCAACCGGAGGCAGAGUCACCAAAGGUUGGGAAUCGGCGGUGGAGAGGAGGAGAAGCGUGUUGGACAAUGGCCUCGGCAUGACUCCUCCCAUGGGGUGGAACAGCUGGAACCAUUUCCACUGCGACAUCAACGAGCAGCUCAUCAGAGAAACAGCGGAUGCGCUGGUGUCCACCGGACUUGCCGAAGUGGGUUAUCAAUACGUCAACAUAGACGACUGCUGGGGAGAAAACUACCGGGACUCUCAGGGCAAUUUAGUUGCGAAGCAGUCAACAUUCCCCUCUGGGAUAAACUCUCUUGCAGAUUACGUGCAUGGAAAAGGACUUAAGCUUGGAAUCUACAGUGAUGCAGGGACACAGACAUGCAGCAAGACAAUGCCCGGGUCACUGGGAUAUGAAGAUCAAGAUGCUCAAACAUUUGCCUCUUGGGGUGUUGAUUACUUGAAGUAUGACAACUGCAACAACCCUGGUACCAACCCAAGAGAAAGGUACUCUAAGAUGAGCAGUGCUCUUCAGAAUUCAGGAAGGGACAUCUUCUUCUCUCUCUGUGAAUGGGGAGUAGAUGACCCAGCAACUUGGGCGAGCAGUAUAGGCCACAGUUGGAGAACAACAGGAGACAUCUUCGACAGUUGGGACAGCAUGACAUCCCGUGCUGAUGAGAAUGACAAAUGGGCAUCUUAUGCAAAGCCUGGAGGCUGGAAUGAUCCCGACAUGCUCGAAGUAGGGAAUGGUGGGAUGACGACAGAGGAGUACCGAUCGCAUUUUAGUAUAUGGGCGUUGGCAAAGGCUCCUUUGUUGAUCGGAUGUGAUGUAAGAUCUAUUAGCGAAGAUGCAUUAGAGAUACUGAGCAACUCCGAGGUCAUUGCUGUUAAUCAAGAUUCACUUGGAGUUCAAGGGAAGAAGGUAGUGUGGGGAGGCGGUACAGAGGUUUGGGCAGGCCCGCUCAGUGGAGGGACGGUGGCCGUGGUCCUCUGGAACCGCGGAAGUUCACCAGCGACGAUCACCGCCGAAUGGUCCGAUAUAGGCCUCUCGUCGUCGACCGUCGUCAAUGCUCGUGAUCUUUGGGCACAUUCGGAUACUGCAUCCGUUCAAGGGGAGCUGACUGCUACGGUGGAUUCUCAUGCUUGCAAGAUGUACGUUCUGACGCCGCAGUAGGCCGCUCUGCUUUCACCAAACAUGGAGAGACGAUUAUAGCAGAUCUGAAGAGAAUUUUGAACACAUUGGAGAGACAAUGCUACUUCUACAUGUGAUCCAAGAUGUAAUGCAUGUUCCUGUAAUUUGCUAUGUCAUUCCAUUAGUAUACUUGGAGACUACACAAUUAUUGGAUGAUUAAUGGCGAGAGAGACGGAAAACAAUAUCA
This is a messenger RNA of Musa acuminata subsp. malaccensis (wild Malaysian banana), 1459 nucleotides long. RefSeq names its product alpha-galactosidase. The record is from RefSeq and is a predicted model, not a curated record. NCBI's taxonomy places the organism in Eukaryota, Viridiplantae, Streptophyta, Magnoliopsida, Zingiberales, Musaceae. Gene Ontology annotation, molecular function: hydrolase activity, hydrolyzing O-glycosyl compounds. Gene Ontology annotation, cellular component: plant-type cell wall. Gene Ontology annotation, biological process: carbohydrate metabolic process.